This is a messenger RNA of Suillus subalutaceus, 3873 nucleotides long. RefSeq lists its product as uncharacterized. Bases 1 to 3873 code for a protein of 1290 amino acids. NCBI's taxonomy places the organism in Eukaryota, Fungi, Basidiomycota, Agaricomycetes, Boletales, Suillaceae. The record is from RefSeq and is a predicted model, not a curated record. The transcript is spliced from 6 exons.
AUGUCCUUUCCUUGGGCACGAUACCAUGAUGGACCAGACGGGCUCCCAUUCACCGUUGACAUCACAGUUCCCCGACUUCCGUGUGCUCGAUCGAAAUUGUGCACGCAUCUCACUGUACGGGAAGAUUACCCUUGUGAAGAGUGCGGUGAGAUCUAUGCGCAUGUCUAUCGUCUCAUCGAUAUUGCGCGUAGUCCCAAGGCGCACACAAACUAUCAGUAUCUCGGUCUCGCACAUAUGCGAGAUACUGUUAGAAAACACGCUGGUCAACUCAACCAAUUGAAGCUGCAGACCUGUAACGACUCGCGCAGAUAUAUGAACGCCCUCACUCAACUCGACGAUUACAACCGCCUCUUGAUGGCUAUCUCUGAAAACGACAUCCCUCGCAUUCAUCAAGUGAUCAACAUUGCCUUACGAAACGGUGCCAGCAUUAGAGAAGUUGUUAACAAGUUAGAGGAUGCUCUUGAGGGUACACUGGGGGGGUGUCAGUUGCUUUUUGCGCUGAAUCAGAAACUCAACAUCCCGUCCCUCCGCACUCUUCGUGCUAAUUCGACAUUCACCUCUCUCAUGCCCACCAUCGGUCCCAUACGCAACGAACAAUUUGACGAGAACAUCCAAACAAUUGUUGUCGACACUCGCUCAGAUUCAUUGCCGUUGCGGGGUGUCAGCUUUAUGAUCGAUGAGAUCGCACUCGAGGAGAUGGCGGUUCAUUUCCGUAAGUUCAACAAAGUCGGAGGUCUUUGUUGGAAGCACUCGCACAUUAUCGACCUGGUUCUACGUACAUACGACUCUGCCGUGAGCAUCGCGCAGAAGCUCCAUGAAGGCCACGUCCAUCUCGGAAAGGAGCUCACUGUCAUCGGUGUCUCGUGCUUCGGCGAAGACGAGAUUUACCCUAUCCUAACAGCACCCACUUGCAAGACGGAGGACGCCUCAGACAUGGAGCGCAUCCUUGCGCAAACUGUUGAGCGUUGGAACUCGAGUAAUGCGGUGACAUCUGUCGGACCAGCCUGGUCUUUUGCGACAGAUGGCGAUGCAACUCGACGUGCCGCCGGACACAAACUUUUUGUCAAGACACCUUUACCUCCUGACUCACCUUUGUAUGGCACGCUGAUCAAUAUGCCGGGCCUCAAUUUGUUCACAGGUGCGGGUGAAGUGAUGCUUGAUUUCGACUUCAAGCACAUAUUUAAGCGUAUCUGCACACUCAUCAGGUCACCUGCGGGCAUUGUGCUCAAUAAUGGCCGUGUCAUCAAUUCCAUGAUGCUCGCGCGCUAUCUUGUCUGGUUGCCAGCAUACGAGGAAGCUGCGGUGACGAAACUCCUUUACCCUGAUGACCCUCAAGACGUCCCUCGUGCAGUUGAGCUUAUGCUCGCUAUCAUCGAAUUCUCUCACACUCAGCUUCAUGUCACCAAUGACUCAUUCUCCCUGGAUAUCGACACUCGCGCUGAUGUCGCAUCAAUUCAUCUACUCAGUAAACUCCUCGAGUCCAUCCUGAUCCCUUUCAUCCGCGUCGAUCUCUCUUUGGCCCAGCAAUUCGAACACCUCAGUCGUUAUUCACACCUUGCCUUCUCAUUCUUCCAUGCCCAUCGCCGCUCAUUCAUGUCAUAUCAACUCUAUUACGACACACAAACAAUGGUCAAGAACGCUGUAUUCUCCCUCGCGAAGCAACAGUCUCUGGACCAAUACGCACCUUUUUUCCUCGGUGACGUUGGAGACGACCCCCUCGAGAUUCUAUUUGGGCGCACUCACAUGAUAGGUGGACACAAUUCGGCUUGUUCCUAUGCCCAGGCUCUCGACCGUCUCGCUGCUGCAAAAGAUAUCGACGGAGUAUUCAAGCGUCAUCCCGAGCUUGAUCCAGGUCAUCGGCGGUUGAAACUCACUCGUCACGAGGGAGUGGAUCACAUCAAUCGCGAGAUCUGGAAGGGUGAUAUAAUCUCCGGUCGAUGUGAUCUUCCAUUGUCAUGGCGCAAAGGCCAUGAUGAUGCACUUUCGAUCCUUACAAUGUCACAACUCGAUCACACUCAUUACGCAUAUUCAGCACUCUUCACUCCUACCUCUGGCAUUGACAUGCUUCGUCCUUUCGGACACAACAAGUAUCUCGGAAUCAGUAACACAGACGAUGAACUCGGCGACCCAAGUCAAGUACCGAGACUUCCCCCUCCCAUUCAAACAUCACCUACAGCACAAUUCUUAGAGACAGUGUUAGGUCAGGAUGAUGUCAAGAGCGCGGAUCCUGGAGAGUUGCAGGGAGAGAUUGACGACGAAGAAGCCAUGCUGACAUUUCAAGAGGCCUUAAUCGAUGACUCGCCUACUGAUGCCCCGCCUGCUCAGUCCAAUCAGCCUCUCGCUCUAGAUCCACUGUCCCCUCCAUUGCCGCAGGGCCCAGGCAUCUCUCCUGAUGACUACCUGUUGUAUAACCGACGCUGGAUUCACAAACAGACUGUCUGCCGUCUUGUCAUCAACAAGGAUUUCAUUUCGAAAUCGCUGAAUCGACUCGAGCGUGUCCGUGCAGGCUAUACGAAGGUCAACAAGCGUAUUGACAUGUCGGCAGGUCGAAUUACUGAGCAGAACUUAUUUCUCGUCGGAGAUAUCUUUCUUACCAUCCUUCGUUCAGCUCAGACACUUUCCAUUGGCAUACUUCGUUCAACUACAGCAAGUCUCGACGGUAUUUCGCGCUCAUCUAUCAAUACAGGAGUUAUGAAAGCACCGAGGACCACAGCGAAGAUCACCGGCCAACUCCUCAGCAUCGUUUCUACUCGUCCUUCACCUGACGUCUUGCAGGUGUUCUUAUGGGAUGGCGGAUAUGUGACAGCGCAUUCACUCAUUCAGGGUUCCGCACAAUCCACAGAUCGCGUCGUUGUGGUGACAGUCCCAGGUUCUCUGGUUGAGCCUGUCAACCCCGACCCUACGUUCAUUCGACUUCGCAAUGACAUCAAUGUGGACGAGUUCUUGCAAGUGAACGGGGGCCAGAGCACAUGGCAAAUCUCACGCGACGCCCUGCAAGUGGCUUGUGACUUGCUAUGGGCGAAAGCUGUGGAGAUGAAUGUGCCGCUCAAGUCAAUCGCAGUAGUCACUCCUUCCGACGAGACAAGAUUUCCUUACAGACGCUCGGAUGGUACUCCCGCGGUGAUAUCCAUGGAAGCAAGUAAUCUGCUUGGAGCGUCUGCAGGGGAUCGUAUCUCCGUAUGUCCCCUGUGCGAGUCGAGUGUACUGAACAUGCGAAAUCAUAUGGGUCAACACAUCCUGUGCGCGCUGAGUAACACACCUGGAGGAGGUCAUGUUGAAAGAGCAGGUCGGCAAUACACUUCCAUGCGGGUUUUGUGGGCAUUCUGGGCAACCAGAGUGUGCCAUUACUAUCACCACACCUGCAAAGGGCGCAACAACCUGGGACACCAAAUGUGCGUACCAGCACUCGUUCCGAUACACGUCUGCCGAUGUCGGCUCGAAGAAUCAGCCAUGCCGCAAAACGUCCCGCUGAAGUGCGAGCUCUGCUAUCCUACUCUCCCUCCAGUCCCUGGCAGGAACACAAGGAAGACUUACAGUGUCCCGGUCAGUGCCGUGUGGCGCUACAACAUGCACGAGCAUGUCUUCCAAGAGCACAAGGAAUACGCGGUCCCAGGACAGAGAGAGAAUGGUGUACCGCUGCCCGCAAGCGUUUGGAAGGAGAUGAGGCUCACAGACCUGGAGCAGACUGCUUCGCGCAUCCCAAAGACUCAUUGGCAACCCUCCUACAUUCCUCCGGGCGAAAUCGGCAAGGAGAAUGUGCCUCUGUUAGUUUCUCGUGGAUCCAAACGCGCUGGAGCACAAGCUGGUCCAUCCCGUCCAUCAAAGAAGGCCCGAACGACCGUUGGAACUGCUGUUUCUGUACUCAGUGCUUGA